Molecule: messenger RNA, 3489 nt
Organism: Ochotona princeps (American pika)
Lineage: Eukaryota; Metazoa; Chordata; Mammalia; Lagomorpha; Ochotonidae
Gene: ZBTB7B
Product: zinc finger and BTB domain containing 7B
Exons: 4
Coding region: 1444-3105 (553 amino acids)
Biological process (GO): positive regulation of gene expression; regulation of transcription by RNA polymerase II
Molecular function (GO): protein binding; DNA-binding transcription factor activity, RNA polymerase II-specific; RNA polymerase II cis-regulatory region sequence-specific DNA binding
Source: RefSeq, a predicted model, not a curated record
GGGGAGUCAGGGAAAGGAGGAGCCUGAGCCCGCCUGGCUGGCACCACGGUUCAGGGUGACCCUCCCCCACCCGAGGCCCACAGUUGGCAUGGGGCGCUGGGAGCAAGGGGGGGGUGUAGAAGGGAGAGGAGGCAGGACUGCCAGCAUCCUGGUGGGUAGGUGCCAACCGGGCCGGGAGCUGGUGAGGGGCAGCAGGCCAGCGGCAUGGAGCCAGCAGCUGUUGGGGGGAAGAGGGGAGGGGACACUGCAGGGGGCAUUUCUGUUGUCCCCACCCUUUGCCAAGCAGGACUUGGGACAGCCAGUGUCUAGGAGACACUAGGUUGCCCCUCCCUUCAGGAACAGAGGACCCCAGGAACUGUCGGAGAGGAACUUUGUGGCCCACCCAAUUCUGGGCUCCAAGCCCUCCUGAGUUGCCCCUCAGGCCCAGGCGGGUCCCACCCAACCGGCCAGGGUGGCAGAGGCUUGCGCAAGGGGUGGGGCUAGGCGCUUCCCAGCAGAUGCCCCCUCCUGACUCCUUCCUCUUUCGGUGCCCACAGCUCCCCCCAUCCAUCCUCCCCCACCACACACACACACACACUCGCAUGUGCUCUGGCCAGCUCUGUCCCCCUGAUCCCCCUGGCCACUGGGGGCUGGCACAAGUGUUGUCCCCUGGCCUGGUUGGCAAGGGGCUGACGCCUGGGUGAGGAACUGUGGUAUGUGAGUGGGUUUGGGGUGAGGCUACAGGGAGGGCGGGGUGCCGCCUUGCCCAGCCUUUGAGGGCCCCAGCCCAGUAUGUGUUGGGGGGUUAAGGGAGCCUAACAGGGGUCUGGAGAGGCUGCUUGUGGGGCCUGUCCUGUAUGCCCUGAAGGAGUAGGACCUGGGCACCUGUCACCUCUGGCACUGGCUGUCCAGGGCCACCUCCACCUUCCUCCCAUCCCCUCCCCUGCCGUCUUCCUUCUCCUGGUCCCACCUCCAGCCAGCCUCUCCCAUGACUCCUCCUCACCUCUGUCCUCCUGGACUGCCCCAGUUCCUACCUUUCCUACCCCUCACCUUUUUCCCCUUUUAGGACAGUCAGGACAGGUGGGGGUGUGGGUGGGGACUACAGCACAGGGGCGCCUGGGCCCUCUCCCACGCUGCCAGCCCUCUAGUAACCCCUCCCUCCCAGCUGGAGGGAGGGGGGACAGCACCCAGAGGGUUAAGGCUCUGGGGGGAGGGGCUGGGCCAGGUCGUGGGCGGCCCCUUUGAAGGAGGGAGCUGGAGCAGCGGGGAACAGCCACCCCACCUCCCCCCAGCCUGGCCCUCCCCAACCCCUCCCAAUCUGCUGCCCCCAGGGGCCAGGAGGAGUCGCAGGCAAGGCCCCUCAGCUUUCAGCAAGACCAGGCCUCGUGGAAGGCAGGCCCUGUUCUCCUGUGAUUGAAUUCCUCCGCACUUGCUUCCCCAGGCCUGCCUGGGACAAAGGAGAAGAUGGGGAGCCCCGAGGAUGACCUGAUUGGAAUCCCAUUCCCGGACCACAGCAGUGAGCUGCUCAGCUGCCUCAAUGAGCAGCGCCAGCUGGGCCAUCUGUGUGACCUUACCAUCCGGACGCAGGGCCUGGAGUACCGCACCCACAGGGCUGUGCUGGCCGCCUGCAGCCACUACUUCAAGAAGCUCUUCACUGAAGGUGGUGGUGGCAGUGGCACCAUGGUGGGAGCUGGGGGCAGUGGGACAGCUGCUGGAGGUGUGGGGGCUGGCGUGUGCGAGCUGGACUUUGUGGGGCCGGAGGCACUAGGUGCCCUGCUCGAGUUUGCCUACACAGCCACGCUGACAACCAGCAGUGCCAACAUGCCGGCUGUGCUGCAAGCCGCCCGGCUGCUGGAGAUCCCCUGUGUCAUCGCCGCCUGCAUGGAGAUCCUGCAGGGCAGCGGCCUGGAAGCCCCCAGCCCAGAUGAGGAUGACUGUGAGCGAGCCCGCCAGUACUUGGAGGCCUUUGCCACGGCCACGGCCACCCCGGCUCCUCCGGCCUCAGCCUCAGGAGUUCCCAACGGUGAUGAAGAAAACAGCCCUUCCCAGGUGGCCCUCCCGCCACCACCACAGCCCCCACCACCUCGGCCCGUCGCCCGUCGUAGCCGCAAGCCCCGAAAAGCAUUCUUGCAAACCAAGGGGGCCCGGGCGAACCACCUUGUGCCCGAGGUGCCCGAAGUGCCUGUCCAACCCAUGACCUACGAGGAAGAGGAGGUGGCAGGCAGAGUGGGAGGCAGCGGGGGCAGCACGCUGGGAGAAAGCUACAGCCCUCCUCCCACAGGGGCUGCCUCCCCUUCUGAGGGGCCCCUGGGCUAUGAGGCUUACGAGGGUGAAGAAGAAGAGGAGGAGCUGGUCUACCCUCCAGCCUAUGGGCUGCCGCAGGGGGGCGGCCCACCGCUGUCCCCCGAAGAGUUGGGCUCAGAUGAGGAUGCCAUCGACCCUGAUCUGAUGGCUUACCUGAGCUCCCUGCACCAGGAUGCCCUGGCACCAGGCCUGGACGGCCAAGACAAGCUGGUGCGCAAACGCCGCUCACAGAUGCCCCAGGAGUGCCCGGUGUGCCACAAGAUCAUCCAUGGGGCAGGCAAGCUGCCACGCCACAUGAGGACCCACACAGGCGAGAAGCCCUUCGCCUGUGAGGUGUGCGGGGUCCGCUUCACCAGGAACGACAAGCUAAAAAUCCACAUGCGGAAGCACACAGGAGAGCGCCCCUACUCGUGCCCACACUGCCCGGCCCGCUUCCUGCACAGCUACGACCUCAAGAACCACAUGCACCUGCACACAGGGGACCGGCCCUAUGAGUGCCACCUGUGCCACAAGGCUUUCGCCAAGGAGGACCACCUGCAGCGCCACCUCAAGGGCCAGAACUGCCUGGAGGUGCGCACGCGCCGCCGCCGCAAGGACGACGCGCCGCCCCACUACCCACCACCCUCCGCAUCGGCCCCCUCCCCUGCUGGCCUCGACCUCUCCAAUGGCCACUUGGACACCUUCCGCCUUUCUCUGGCUCGAUUCUGGGAGCAGUCGGCCCCUACGGGGCUCCCAACCUCCACCCCAGGGCCCCCUGAUGAGGAUGAGGAGGAGGGGGCACCCGCCACACCCCAGGCCGAAGGUGCCAUGGAGUCCUCUUAAAGAGGGACGAGUGGCCAGGCUGGCACAGCACAAGGUUGGGAGGGGAGGGGAGCAUCCAUGCCAAGCAAUGGGAGCAUGCAUGUGGAACAGACAGAGCUGCCGGCAGGCGUGGGCACGGAGCCUGGCUCGUGGGUCCCGGAGCCCUCAUUCCGGUCGCGCACUGAGGUCUUGAGGGGAAGUGGGCAGGCAGAGAGAGGCUCCCCGGCUGGGGGCAGCUCCCCCUCAGGAGUGAUCCAAAUGCUAGCACAGCUCUGUGGUGGCAGUGGGCUCCCUGCGCCCCAGCUGCUCCCUCAGCAGUACAAGCAAUAAUGUAUUUCUGAUUUGUGGGGGGGUCCCACUUUCGGCUAUGCGGGUUUCUAGGGGGUGGAGGCUUGGGACCACAUU